AUUUUCCUUUGGUAAAAAGUCAAAUAUAAUUUAGUCAUCUAGUUGUGAAUAUUCAUUUUUAGGCGCUUAAAUGAGCUAUAGUAAUGAUACGACGACUUUCUGAGCAAGUAAUCACUAUGGCUGUUAGCAGAUAGAAGUACUCUGUGAUGUGCUCUUAGUUUGUUAAUUUCGAAGGAAAUUAGGUUAUAAUUUGCUGAGAUUUUUAGAAAUUCUGUUUAAUUCAAGUUUAAUUUUGCAGAUUAAUGUAUGCACAUUGAAAAUGAGUAAUGUAAUUAAUUAUUUACCUAUCAUAAAAUAUCCAUUGUAUAUUAUAAGACCAUGGACAGAGUUACAAAAACGUUACUUAGGAAGACCUACAAGCUUUCCUGAUUACUUUCAAAAUCCUGUGUUUAGGAAGGAAGAUCAAGCUAAAUUAAUAGAAAACUCUGAGCUAUCAAAGCUAGCGGUAGUGCCUGUGAGACCACCAGCGGCUUACGAAACAUCUUCAGUAUACCAUGAUCCUCUUGUCCAGAAAGUGAUCAACCAUGUGAUGGAAAUGGGAAAAAAGAAAUUGGCUAGAGAACUUGUUGAAAAAGCGUUUGAAAAUAUUAAAAGAAAACAAAUAGAGCGGUACCAUUUAGCGAGUACACCAGAGCAGAAAGCUAAUAUAAUUUUAGAUCCCAAAUCAGUGUUGCAUAGAGCCAUAGAUAACUCAAAACCAUUGUUACAAUUGUUACCAAUAAAGAGAGGUGGUAUUACUUACCAGGUACCAGGGCCUAUUACAGAAAAACGCUCUCUAUUUUUGGCAAUAAAAUGGUUACUGGAAGCAACAAAUGAAAAAGACAGAACUAUCCAUUUCCCAGAGCAAUUUGCAAGGGAACUGCUGGAUGCAGCAAGUAACACAGGGAAAGUUGUUAAGCGGAAGCAGGAUUUACAUCGCCAGUGUGAGGCUAACAGAGCAUAUGCACAUUAUAGAUGGCAGUAGUUGUAUAAUAUACAUUGAUUGUUAAAACAAAAUAACAUAACAUAGACCUAUAGAAUCAAUUAAAUGUACGCAUAGCUAGUUUUAUUUAAAGUAAUUAGAAAGUUAACUGAUAUUAUGUUGCUACUAUUGUCGAGUGUAUUAUAAUAGUAAUUUAAAAUUAUG
Molecule: messenger RNA, 1126 nt
Organism: Achroia grisella
Lineage: Eukaryota; Metazoa; Arthropoda; Insecta; Lepidoptera; Pyralidae
Gene: mRpS7
Product: small ribosomal subunit protein uS7m
Exons: 4
Coding region: 260-964 (234 amino acids)
Biological process (GO): translation; ribosomal small subunit assembly
Cellular component (GO): ribosome
Molecular function (GO): mRNA binding; structural constituent of ribosome; rRNA binding
Source: RefSeq, a predicted model, not a curated record